Messenger RNA from Naegleria fowleri, 729 nucleotides. RefSeq lists its product as uncharacterized. Lineage: Eukaryota; Heterolobosea; Eutetramitea; Acrasida; Naegleriidae. Bases 1 to 729 code for a protein of 242 amino acids. The transcript has 2 exons. The record is from RefSeq and is a predicted model, not a curated record.
AUGAAGAGAACACAUCCACGCCAAGAAAAGGGACCAACCUUUGAGGAACUCUCCGAUGAUGAAAACCACCAUGAAGAGCAUUCCAGUAGUAGUGGUGCCGGUUCAGUAAGAUAUGAAGAUCCAGAUGAUGAUGCGGUGAAUACCCACCACCGUCGCCACCACAGAUCUUCCUCUCAACCCAGACAGAGAGAGUCCACCAACGCUCAGAGAAGUGAUCGUGCAAGGGAUCCGUUUGCAAUCAGAAGUUUUUUCGACAAUGAUCCCUUCUUUUCGAAUCCAUUUGGACAUUUCUCAUCCAUGAUGCAACGUGCAGACGAGAUGUUUAGGAAUUUUGAUCAACAUUUCGAGAGGCAGAUGGCCAUGGGUGAUAAUGUCGUUUGUUAUUCAUCAACUACAACAACGACAUCGAGUGAUGGUGUGACAAAGACAAAGCGUACAGUGAAAGACUCUAGAACAGGUACAGAAAAAGUUUCUGUUAUUAAGGCAGUCGGAGACAAGAGAAGCGUCAUGGAGAAGAUAAAAGACAAAGAGGGACGAGAGGAAAUUACAAAGAGGUUGGAGAAUGUUACGGAGGAAGAAGAUUUUGAAAAGGAGUGGAAGGAGCGUUCCAAAUCAUUGCCCAAGUUCCGUAAAGGUUCAGCAGGUAUUGGUGGAUACCUUGGAUAUUCACGUGGUAACGAUUCCAAAUCUUCCGGCAAUAAGGCUUUGGGCUAUGAGAAGAAAUACUAA